AUGACGUCAAAUAAACCAAAUAAGCUGGCGUUCUUGUCGAUGCCAGCUCCGGCAUCUUAUGUGGCUGGUCUUGGUCGAGGUGCAUCAGGUUUCACAACCCGAUCAGAUAUUGGACCUGCGAGAGAGGGUCCAUCCGCAGAAGUAGUAGCAGAGGCUCAGGCUCGUCGUGGCGAGGAGGCCGAAGUCGAUCCAGAACAAUUUCAAGAUCCAGACAAUGAAUACGGUCUGUUCGCAGGGACGACGUAUGAGGCAGAUGACGAGGAAGCGGAUAAAAUUUACGACCAAGUCGAUUCAAAGAUGGAUUCCCGUCGGAGGAUCCGAAGGGAGGCGCGCGAGGAGGCCGAGCUCGCCAAGCACCGCGCGGAGCGGCCAAAGUUGCAGCAGCAAUUUGCCGACCUGAAACGCGGGCUUUCCGUUGUCACUGACGCUGAGUGGGAGAACAUACCAGAGGUGGGCAAUCUUACACGGAAGAAGCGGCGCAAAGAUGAGAGGUCAUUUGUCGUCCCGGAUAGCGUCAUCGUUGGUGACAGAGCCAAGGGUGAAUAUGAGAAUUCACUCGACUCCAUGCAACAGGAAACACCUGCAGACUCCGGGACAAUGACAAACUUCGUGGAAAUUGGGCAAGCUCGUGAUAAAAUACUUUCUCUCAAACUCGACCAGAUUUCGGGAACCGCUUCCACUUCUGGAUCUGCAUCAUCCGUAGACCCAAAGGGCUACCUCACGUCUCUCAACAGCGUUGUACUGAAGACAGAUGCCGAAAUCGGCGACAUCAAGCGAGCGAGAAUGCUUUUUGACUCAUUGGUCAAGUCCAAUCCUAAGCAUUCGCCCGGUUGGAUUGCCGCGGCCGCGUUGGAAGAGCACGCGGGCCGCAUGGUGGCAGCGCGUAAAUUGAUCAAGGCCGGUUGCGAACAGUGUCCCAAGAGCGAGGACGUGUGGCUAGAAGCUGCACGAUUGCAUAAUAAUGAGGACGCCAAAGUCAUCCUCGCGAACGCGGUGCAACAUGUCGGGCAGAGUGUAAAAAUCUGGCUUGCUGCUGCCGACUUAGAACAUGACGUCAAGGCAAAGAAGCGCGUGCUUCGAAAAGCUCUCGAACACAUCCCCAACUCAGUUCGACUAUGGAAGGAAACAGUCAACCUCGAAUCAUCCGCAUCUGACGCACGGAUCUUAUUGUCUCGCGCAGUCGAGGUGAUCCCGCUUUCCGUCGAAUUGUGGUUAGGCCUUGCUCGCCUAGAGACUCCAGAAAAGGCCAAAGCCGUCCUGAACAAAGCGCGCAAGGCGGUGCCAACCUCGCACGACAUUUGGAUCGCGGCUGGGCGACUGCUGGAGCAAGAAGCGUACGCGGCCGACAAGCCCGCAGCUGACCGCGAAAAGGAGCUUGGCGCCGUCGACAAGACGAUUGAGAUGGGCGUGCGCGAGCUCCGGCGCCACCAGGUCCUUCUGACACGUGACCAAUGGCUGAAGGAGGCGGAGCGGUGCGAGACGGAGGGGUCACCACGGACGUGUGAAGCGAUUAUCAAGGCGACCGUGGCGAUGGAAGUUGAGGAGGAGGACAGGUUAGAUACGUGGGUAGGGGAUGCUGAGAGUGCGGAGUCGCGGGGCAAAGUUGGCGCUGCCCGAGGAAUCCUUGCGUACGCGCUCCGUGUAUUCCCAGACAAACGGGACUUAUGGCGGCGCGCGGCAGACCUCGAGAAGGCGCACGGCACGCACGAAUCGCUUGACGCUGUUCUUGAGCGCGCGGUACAGCAUUGUCCGCAAGCCGAGGUGCUGUGGCUCAUGUGGGCUAAGGAGAAGUGGAUGGGCGGCGACGUCUCCCGUGCGCGUGAAGUGCUUGAGAAUGCGUUCGUUGCCAAUCCCGAGAGCGAGCAGAUCUGGCUCGCUGCUGUUAAGUUAGAAGCGGAGAACGGCGAGCUAGGUGUGGCUAGAGAGCUAUUGGUCCGUGCGCGGACAGUCGCCGAUACCGAGAGAAUUUGGAUGAAGUCAGCAGUAUUCGAGCGCCAGCAUGGCCAGUUCGAGACGGCGCUCUCGACAGUUGCGACAGCCCUGGCGAAGUAUCCCAAGUUCGGCAAGUUGUACAUGAUUCAAGGCCAGAUUCAUCAAGCCCAGAAGAACUUUUCUGCCGCCCGAGCGUCGUACGCGUCAGGGCUUAAAGCAGUCCCCAAAGAAGUGACGCUUUGGAUUCUGGCUAGCCGACUGGAGGAGACGGAUGGCAAGAGCAUUCGCGCGCGCGCAAUUUUGGACAAGGCGCGUCUGGUAAAUCCGAAAACGGACCGGCUUUGGGCAGAAGCAGUGGGUGUCGAGGAACGAUCAGGCGGCACUGCUCAGGCAAAGACGAUGCUCGCGCGCGGCUUGCAGGAGUGCCCUGAGUCGGGCUUGCUAUGGUCAAUGGCGAUCUGGUCGGAGCCACGGCCAUCUCGCAAGUCCAAGUCGGUUGAUGCGCUGAAGAAGUGUCAAGAUGACCCCACUGUCAUUUGCACCGUCGCGCGCCUUUUCUGGGCAGAGCGCAAGAUCGAAAAGGCGCGGCAGUGGUUUGGGCGCGCCGUCGGUGCGGAUCCUAGUUUGGGCGAUGCGUGGGGCUGGUGGCUGAAGUUUGAGAGGCAGCACGGCACCAAGGAGUACCAGGACGAGGUCAUCAGCAAAUGCGUUGCAGCUGAGCCUCAUCAUGGCCUCACAUGGCAGGCCAUCGCAAAAGAUGACAACAACGUGGGCAAGAAGAUCAAGGCUAUACUGGAGUUAGUCGCUGCUGCUCUACAGUGACGCGGAGGUAGCGAUCUCUGAGAGGUUUAGUAUCACGCCGGCGGGCUCAGUUUGUCAAUGGCUCUCAUGUUUGUAUGUACUUUAUAGGAUUUGACUGUUUAUUUUAUGCAUUCCGUCCGCGGCUUCUUUUUUU
This is a messenger RNA of Heterobasidion irregulare TC 32-1, 2887 nucleotides long. RefSeq lists its product as uncharacterized. The transcript has 10 exons. The record is from RefSeq and is a predicted model, not a curated record. Gene Ontology annotation, cellular component: U4/U6 x U5 tri-snRNP complex; catalytic step 2 spliceosome. Gene Ontology annotation, biological process: spliceosomal tri-snRNP complex assembly; mRNA splicing, via spliceosome. Lineage: Eukaryota; Fungi; Basidiomycota; Agaricomycetes; Russulales; Bondarzewiaceae. Gene Ontology annotation, molecular function: protein binding. Bases 1 to 2754 code for a protein of 917 amino acids.